GGAAAGAAAAAAUCGUUGCUUUGCUAAAUUGCCAGCGGUGCGGGUGUCAAAUUCAGCACAUCACAUGGUAGCUGCUGCCAGUUCCUAAUUCCUAAUUUAUUUGCCUUGCACUCUACCAACCAACUAGAAAGAAGAUUUUUAUUUGGUGAAUGGCUCGCCUAAUAUCUUCAAACCCCAUCGCCCUCCACAGAUUUCAACCAUGCCUUCCAAUUUCUCGUCACUUCUCCGCAAAUCCUCGCCGCCGCCGUCCCACCAACACCCGCAAAUUACAGACCUUAGCGUGCCAAACAAACCCCAACCUUGAUCAAAAGGAUACCCCUACCACGGAUGAAGAAAAACUUGUGGUCGAGCCCAGCACGAGUACAACAACAAGUUCUCUUCCUCAAUUGCCGACCAAAAACAUCAACAACAAAAUCGCACUUGUUUCUACCUUAGCGGCCUUGGGGCUUUUCUUAUCUGCCAGGUUGGAUUUCGGUGUUUCCCUCAAGGAUCUCUCUGCCAAUGCAAUGCCUUACGAAGAGGCUCUCUCCAAUGGGAAGCCCACUGUGGUGGAGUUUUAUGCAGAUUGGUGUGAGGUAUGCCGGGAAUUAGCUCCUGACGUCUACAAAGUAGAGCAGCAAUUCAAGGAUCGAGUUAAUUUUGUGAUGUUGAAUGUUGAUAACACAAAGUGGGAGCAAGAGCUUGACGAGUUUGGCGUGGAGGGUAUUCCACACUUUGCAUUCCUGGAUAAAGAAGGAAAUGAGGAGGGCAAUGUGGUCGGUAGGCUACCAAGACAGUACUUGCUUGAAAAUGUGGAUGCCCUUGCUCGUGGAGAAGCAUCUGUUCCUCAUGCUCGUGUUGUAGGUCAAUAUUCAAGUGCUGAGGCAAGGAAGGUGCAUCAAGUUGCUGAUCCAAGAAGUCAUGGUUAGAUGACCAAAUAUACAGUACCUUCUUUUACUGUUUCACAGUAACUGGUUCAUUUGUCAGUGAGCAAACAACUCAUUGCUCUUGUUUUUUUACCCUUCACAAGCCCACUAUAUUAUAAACAUUGUGCGAGUCUGUCAUAGACUAGGAUCCGAAUCUAGGUAUCAACUGAAAUUGUUAGCUCAAAUGUGUCUAUAUUCUUGCAAUCUUGUUAUAGGUGAAGAUGCACUUGAAUGUUUACAAAUCUGCUACUCUAUUCAAUACUCAUCAUCUGUUUCAUAACAAUUUAUAUCUUCCCGCCCA
Molecule: messenger RNA, 1206 nt
Organism: Glycine soja
Lineage: Eukaryota; Viridiplantae; Streptophyta; Magnoliopsida; Fabales; Fabaceae
Product: thioredoxin-like protein HCF164, chloroplastic
Exons: 4
Coding region: 150-908 (252 amino acids)
Biological process (GO): cytochrome b6f complex assembly
Cellular component (GO): chloroplast thylakoid membrane
Source: RefSeq, a predicted model, not a curated record